Molecule: messenger RNA, 1323 nt
Organism: Dermacentor silvarum
Lineage: Eukaryota; Metazoa; Arthropoda; Arachnida; Ixodida; Ixodidae
Product: metalloproteinase
Exons: 13
Coding region: 1-1323 (440 amino acids)
Biological process (GO): membrane protein ectodomain proteolysis
Molecular function (GO): metalloendopeptidase activity
Source: RefSeq, a predicted model, not a curated record
AUGUCACUCCUCUGGGAUGCGCAGACCGGCGGCGUGCCAAAAUACAGAGCUGUUGUUUAUCCUGAGGUCUUCGAAGGGCGGGAUGAAAACACGAAAGUUCUUAGAAUAAACGAUGAGAUAACUUUAAACCUGCAGCCGGGCUCCAUCCUCCAUGAAGACUUCUUCCUGAGAACGUACCGCGAGGGAUUUCCAGAGCAUCGAUACUUCGACGUUGAGAUACUACAACAAGACUUGUAUUAUGACAGCAGUGAACUAGCGGCAGUCAUACUUUCCGAAGAAGACGGGACGUUGAAAGUGGAAGGCGUCGUUGGACCUAAAUUGAAAAUCAGGCCGAUUGAAGGGAGCGAGCGCUCUGAGAAUGGCCGCCAAGCCCACGUCGUUGACACCAUCGAAGAUGCUGAUUCUGACAACGUUUACGGGAAACUCAGAAAGGACAUCCGUAUCACUGAGCGUUCUUCGCAAGCGCGCACGGGCUUCGAUCCAACUGCCUACAACGUGGAAGUUGUUUACCCUGAAUUAUUCAUGGUCUGCGAUUCAAGGUUUGCCAGUGGGUUUACUGAAGUAUCACACUUGAUCAAGUAUGUAAUGGUCAGCCUCCAAGUUGUUAACAUACGCUACCGCACCGUUUCUCAUCCAAAGGUUCACCUUCUCUUGCGUGGCAUAGAAGUGAGCAAUUAUACGCAGGAGCAUUUGUACUAUGAAUACCUGCGUGAAGGUGGUAUAGAUGCCCUGAAAUCUCUUUAUAACAUCGUUGAAUACGUCAAGAAGCGAGCUGAAGCGUACGAAUCAUUCGAUUUAAUCUACUUUCAAACAGGGUACGACAUGGUUGCAGUACAGGGAACAAGAAGAGAGGAGAGUCUUUCAGGAUAUGCUUUCGUUGGAUCCGCCUGCACUGCCAGCCGCGAGCAACUUGGUGAAGACACUGCUUACACUUACCGAGGAAUUCGAAUUACAGCACACGAAAUUGGGCACACGUUGGGGUGUUCGCACGAUGGUACGGCGAUUGAUGGUCACGUGAAGGGAUUUAGAGCGGACUCUACGAAUUGCCCAUGGGAUGACGGCUACCUGAUGAGCUAUGUCGAACAGGACAUCAGGAGCAUGCGAUUCUCAUCUUGUUGCAAUUACGACAUAUCUCGACUGUCAUGGAUGUAUGAAACAAGUUGCUUGCGAACGAACUCUUCAGUAAUAAUUUCUAAGAAGUGGAAAACUGUUUUUAAAUUACCUGGAGAAUAUUUAAAUAAAGAUAAACAGUGCCAACUUACUUAUCCGACUCUGCGACGAACGUAUUUCAUCAAGUGCAUGCUCCAGCACAACGAACGAUGA